Messenger RNA from Neohortaea acidophila, 1165 nucleotides. Its product is annotated as ClpP/crotonase-like domain-containing protein. The record is from RefSeq and is a predicted model, not a curated record. The transcript has 3 exons. Lineage: Eukaryota; Fungi; Ascomycota; Dothideomycetes; Mycosphaerellales; Teratosphaeriaceae. Bases 158 to 985 code for a protein of 275 amino acids.
CCGAUGGAAUGGACGUGAGGGGCAAGGCUGAAUGUCAAUUACCUGAGCUUCACCAACCGAGGCUGAUGUGGGAUGGAGCUCUGUCCCUCUUACCCAACCACCACAGAUCCACCCGUUGUACUCUAUUCGACCGGAGCUUCUUCAAUACAUAUCUACAAUGGCAGCCCGCGAUCCCGAGCCAGAAGCCGUGCAGGUCUCGCAUCCGGUCCCCGGAAUCACGGUCAUCGCCAUCAACCGCGCGCAUCGCCACAAUGCAGUCAACACCGCCACUGCUCUCAAGCUCUACCAGGCCUUCAUCGACUUUGAAAACGACCCGGCGGCCAGGGUCGCGAUCUUUCAUGGCCAGAAUGGAACCUUCUGCGCCGGCUACGACUUGCACACGGUCUCGGAGUCUCCCACCCUGUCCGCGCCCAUUCCCAACACUGACCCGAACGAUGCUUCGAGGACGCCCGGGCCAAUGGGACCUAGUCGUUUGCAGAUCAAGAAGCCCGUCAUCUCCGCCGUGGCAGGCUGGGCUGUUGCGGGAGGCACGGAGCUGAGCUUGAUCGGCGACAUACGAGUGGUGGAAGAGGAUGCGCAUUUCGGCAUCUUCUGUCGCCGAUGGGGCGUGCCACUACUAGAUGGAGGAACCGUCAGACUGCGAGCGAUCGUCGGGCUGGGAAGGGCGCUGGACAUGAUCCUGACCGGGCGCCCGAUUGGGGCACAAGAGGCUCUUGCCAUGGGGCUUGCCAACCGAGUAGUCCCGAAGGGCAAGGCGGUACAUGCUGCGCUCGAGAUUGCCCAGCAGCUGCUGAAGUUUCCGUACGAGUGCAUGAAGGCUGAUCGGGACAGUUGCUACAACGCCACGUACAACGCGCGGAGCCUGGAGGAGGCAUUGAAGUUUGAGUUCGUUGGAGGGCUGGAUUGUUUGAGACGCGAGGGAGUCGCCGGUGCUGGGAGGUUCUCUGGUGGAGCUGGCAGGUCGGGCGACUUUUCGAAGUUGUGAGGAUGCUUGCAUCGCCAUCGCAACGUCCAAGAUGGGGGACGCGCUCUCAAUGAAGAACGAUGACCGUUACGCGCUAAUGUCAGAUUACACGUAAAUAACAAGCUAUGCGCUCUCCUUGAUGACCUUGUUCAACGUCGACACAUACUCCUGCACUUCCUUCGCUCCCUCGAGCUGCAUGUC